This is a messenger RNA of Gastrolobium bilobum, 867 nucleotides long. RefSeq lists its product as uncharacterized. The record is from RefSeq and is a predicted model, not a curated record. Gene Ontology annotation, biological process: mitochondrial DNA replication; response to UV; error-prone translesion synthesis. Gene Ontology annotation, molecular function: chromatin binding; DNA-directed DNA polymerase activity. The transcript has 7 exons. Gene Ontology annotation, cellular component: nucleus; mitochondrial matrix. Lineage: Eukaryota; Viridiplantae; Streptophyta; Magnoliopsida; Fabales; Fabaceae. The coding region runs from base 1 to 867 and encodes 288 amino acids.
AUGGCAUCAAGCACAAGCAGCAACAAGAUGGACGACGUCGAUCGCUUGUUCGCAUGCUUUAAGUGCGGUUUAUCAACUCCCGAAUCUGCUGUAAGGGAAAGAAAAGGAAGAAAAAGGAGAUUGAAAGAGGGGAAUUCAAAGCAUGAGUCUCCAUCAGAAUCUCCAGGUGCAGGAUCAGUUGGAAGAGAACAUAAAACGCCCUUACAAUGCAGGAAAAAAACUGACACGGAGUCUUCCAUUGAGAAACUUAAAUCAGCAGUAGCCAGAGCAAAAAGCUUUAGUCGUGGGAAGCAGUUCUCUCCAGUUGUAUUUUAUGGAUCUCCUCAUGGUGUACCUCCCAAAAAGCCAACCCGUUUAUGGCGAUUGUUACAUGAGAUACGUCUUGAUCUCUCUCGGCAAAAUAAGUUGAACUUAAGGAAGGAAGUUUGGGUUACAUUCCCAAGGCAGGAUGACGCAAUAAAGUUUGCCAAAGGAAAAGAAGAUGUUUAUGUUUUUAGUUAUCAAGACCACUUCAAUGGCAAAAGAAGGUUCCUCGCGUCUACAUAUACUGAAUUCUGGCGAAGGUACAAAAAUAUGGAUUCCAAAUUUCGUCAUCAUUAUGAAGUGAUUCAAGAGGGUUUACCAUGCCACCUAUAUUUUGAUUUGGAGUUUGAUAAGAGAGUCAACACAGGAAAAAAUGGAGACGAAAUGGUUGAUCUCUUGAUAUCAGUAGUUCUAAAAGCCGUGCAUGAAAAAUAUGCAAUCCAGGGAGACCUUGAUUGGAUAAUAGAACUUGAUUCGUCAACUGAAGCCUUGAAUGCUGCUCUUGAUGGAGUUGGAGAAGUUUUAGUUCUUGCUGUGUAUACUUGCUUGCAAGGUCAGUUUUGA